Aureobasidium subglaciale EXF-2481 is the source of this 1916-nucleotide messenger RNA. RefSeq lists its product as uncharacterized. NCBI's taxonomy places the organism in Eukaryota, Fungi, Ascomycota, Dothideomycetes, Dothideales, Saccotheciaceae. Gene Ontology annotation, molecular function: monooxygenase activity; iron ion binding; oxidoreductase activity, acting on paired donors, with incorporation or reduction of molecular oxygen. The coding region runs from base 33 to 1775 and encodes 580 amino acids. The transcript has 4 exons. The record is from RefSeq and is a predicted model, not a curated record.
UCUGAUUCCAACGACGAUCACUGUAGUCCACGAUGAUUGGUCUUUUGCAUGCGGCAUCAAUUGUGUUUGUUGGAGCACUACUAUAUAGGUUCGUAAUCUGGUUGCGGAACAUUCGACUUGCACAAGCUACCGGUCUACCUUGGACGUGGACACCCAUCCUCGAGACUGAAUUUCUGGGCCUCUGCUUGACGCCAAUUCUACGAACAGUAUAUCACCGAAAUCUGGACAAAGGACAAGGGUGGCCUCGCUGGUGCCGCUUCAUCAUCAAGGACUGGCAAUGGGAAGAUAAGAGAAGAGCGCAUGAAGAGUAUGGUGACGUUUUUCUCUGUGUUGCUCCGCACGGCAUAAUUUGCUAUUGUGCAGAUGCCGCGAUGGCAUGGGAUGUAAUGAACAGGCGCUAUGAUUUUCCGAAGCCAAUGGACAAGUAUAAAUUGCUGGAACCUUAUGGACCAAACGUUGCUACGACUGAAGGAAAAAACUAUCAGUUUCAUGUGCGAAUUACCGCUCCACCUUUUGGAGACCUCAGCGGUGUCAACUCACUUGUCUGGAGGGAGACGCUCAAGCAAACACAAGUGCUAUGCGAAGCGUGGUCGAAAGAAAGCUCGCGCAGUCUCUCCGGUGAUCUGAAUGCUCUCACCCUAUCAGUCAUCUCGCUUGCCGGAUUCGGAAAGCAAAUCAACUGGACGACGAGUGAUGAGGAGCAUCAAGACAUACCGGAAGGAUACAUCAUGAGCUUUCUCAAGGCCAUCAGCGACACAACGGGGUUCAUGGUCGCCAUCCUUCUCUUCCCAGGCUGGUUGCUUCGUAUGACUCCGUUGAAGAAGGCAAACGAAGCACACAUGGAGCUGGACAAGUAUCUUCGCCAGAUGAUCAGGAAUGAAAGAGGAAGGAUCGCAGCUGGAGCCACAUCUGAUACGAGGGCAGUCGCGACCCGCGGCAAUUUGCUGACCUCGCUCCUCGAAGCUUCCCAUUCUGAGUCCAAGUCAAGCAAGAAUUCCUCAGACGGGGUCCAGAAGCGGGCGUUCACCGAAGAUGAAGUUAUGGGUAAUCUGUUCAUAUACCUUUUGGCGGGCUAUGAGACCACUGCAAAUUCCAUAUACUACGGUCUUGCACUUUUGGCCGUUCGCCCAGACAUACAGAAUGAGACAAUAGCAGAGAUUGACCGCAUAUAUGGAGAGGCGAAAGCUGAUGGGCGAGAUGAACUCACGUACGAACAAGAUUUCGAGAAGCUUCAUUACUUAUACGGGUUCAUGUAUGAGACGUUCAGACUGUACCCGGGUGUGCUUCUGAUCACAAAGAUGGUCUCGAAACCGCAACAGAUAAAAGUUUCUCUUGGUAGCGGCAAGGUCAGCUCUCACAUCUUGCCACCAGAGACCAGAGUGUAUCUGAACACUCCAGCUGUACAUUAUUCAGAAAAGUACUGGCCAAAUCCGACCGAGCUGGAUCCUUCCAGAUGGAUGCCCGAGCCCAAAGCUGAGAACACUGACAAGAAGGUCGUCGCUGCAGACAGGACAAGACAUAUGAGAGGCACAUUGCUGACCUUCUCUGACGGCGCACGGUCUUGCUUGGGUAGGAAGUUUGCUCAGGCAGAAUACAUCGCCUUCUUGACAUCGCUGCUCAGAGAUUAUCGUGUAGAGCUUGAGCCUGGGCAGGAUGUCGCGACUGUUCGGCGAGACUUGGACCUCAAGUGUGCAGGCAAGGUCACACUGGCGCCAUUAGAUACACUUCGCUUGACCUUGAAGAAGAGGAACGCAUCAUCGGAAAACGCAAAAUAGAGUAUACACAGCACUUAGUGGUCCAAGAAUGACAGGUGGUGGUGGCGCGAGUUUCCCUUGGCCCUUGAUGUUUUCCCCGCCUUCGCAAUUCCAUCACCGUCUCUCGCUCGUCUUUGUAACGAUCAACCACCAAUAAUCUCA